This is a messenger RNA of Rotaria socialis, 519 nucleotides long. The record is from the annotation of a GenBank genome assembly. Lineage: Eukaryota; Metazoa; Rotifera; Eurotatoria; Philodinida; Philodinidae.
AUGGCAGGGAUUAGCUCCAUGCCUCGAUCAGUGAAGAUUGCGCUCGGUGUUGGAGGUUUUUUCUCCGUUGUUGUUGUAGCCUGCCUUGGAGUCGGUGGUUCACUCUUUUUCCAAGAGCGCUAUAAAGUGUUACACUAUGCGGAAGAUUCCUGCCGCGUUACAUCAGCUAGCUACGACGCUUCCUUGAGAUGUACCGAAAAUUCCAAGGCCGGAGCAAGGCGUGGGAAAUGUUAUGCACCAGUCUGGCAUGUUGAAUUCGGUCAAAAUGGAACACGCAAAGGAACAAUACACGGAUAUGUAGAACGAUCUCUCGAUCACGUGAUAGUCGCAUCUGAUAAAUACAAGGUUGGUUCUUCGUAUCCAUGUUGGUACAAUACAAAGAAAUGGUCUGAACUAAUAUGGUACAAGCCAACUACUUUUUAUCCGCUCAUUUUACUUAUAAUUGGUGCCGUAGCUGUUCCAUUUGCUAUUAUUUCAUUCAUCAUUUUAUGUCGUCUCCGAGCGCAACCUGAUUUGUAG